Molecule: messenger RNA, 975 nt
Organism: Ilex paraguariensis (yerba mate)
Lineage: Eukaryota; Viridiplantae; Streptophyta; Magnoliopsida; Aquifoliales; Aquifoliaceae
Source: the annotation of a GenBank genome assembly
AUGACGGGAGGCCGAUGUCAGCAGCGGCGGAAUAUGACGGUGGCGAUGGGUUGCGGGGUCCAAGAGAAACCAUGCCCAAUAUCUAGGGCCAAAAAAGCUCUAUCCAAGCGUUCGCCCUUCGAUUCCGAGGAUGUCCAGGUUUCCACUGUCCUCAGUCUUCCCAGUGGGUUGGCCAGCUGGUUGUCGAAGUAUUCCGAUGGUCGGAAACUGCAGAAGAAGUCGCAUUCGGGAUCGGAAAAGAAGGGGUCGACGCCCAAUGGGUCUGAGAAAGUCCGUGGAUCAAACAUUUGGGUUGAGACCGAAGAGUAUUUCAGAGAAUUAACUGUGGAUGAUAUUGAAAAAUUGUGUGAGGUAUCAAAAAUCGGAUUUUCGGGUACUGAGAAGUGUUUUCGAAUUCCGUCACGGGGAAAUGAAAGCAGUGUUCGAGAUUACACGUGCAAUGGUCACAUUGCAGACAACCCCAGUGGUGUUAGUGGACAUGGGGUUGAAUUGGAUUCCAGGGUCGGUGUGAAAGGAGAGGCUGAAGAGGAAAGUGAGCAGUUUAUGGAAGUUGAUACUGUAGGAGCUAAUGAAUUGGUUCAACAAGAUAAGGGUAGUUCUUUGCCUCAAUCAUCGGUGCCUUGUAGUGGUUUCGAAUGGUUAUUAGGUUCUAGGAGUAAGAUUUAUCUCGCCUCAGAGCGGCCUAAUAAGAGACGGAAGCUUUUAGGUGGGCAUGCAGGGUUAGAUAAACUACUGGUUGCUUGUCCAGUUACAGGGUCAUCUUCUUUAUGCCAUUAUUGUAGUUUGGGUGACAUGGGCGACCAGUUAAACCGGAUUAUUGUUUGUAAUUCUUGUGGUGUGGCAGUUCAUUGGAGAUGUUAUGGUGUGCAUGAUGAUGUGGAUGGUUCUUGGUUAUGUUGUUGGUGUAAGCGGAGGAAAGAGGUUCUAGCUAGUGAUAGGCCUUGUUUACUUUGCCUAACCAGGGUGGUGCUUUGA